Seminavis robusta is the source of this 2241-nucleotide messenger RNA. The record is from the annotation of a GenBank genome assembly. NCBI's taxonomy places the organism in Eukaryota, Bacillariophyta, Bacillariophyceae, Naviculales, Naviculaceae.
AUGGGAGCUACCGCAUCGAAACCGGAAGAUGUCGUUGUCGAGGAGGGGACAUCGGAUGAUGGUAACGACACUGAUUGCUCGGGAGAAAAGAAUCAGGACAGCAAGGGCAUCCCGGAGUCACAACGUGGGCUGGAACCGGAAGGUCGGUUCUUGUUCGAGUUGUCGUCUGACGACGAUGACAGUGACAUGUAUCCUGGCGAAGACGAUUUCCCAAAAAGUGGAGUUCGCCUCUCUCAUCUGGCUGAGUUCAUCGAGGCCUGUGGUGGAAAGCAAGAGCUGGAAGGCAUGACCACAACCGAUAUCUGCGAGAAAUUCGUCAAACCAUGGACAGAGGAAACGCAAACUUCUUUUUGUGACUGGUUGAGCAUAAAUGAACAUCCUGCAGUCGGGAAGGCCAAUGUAUUUAUCAGCCAUGCUUGGAAGUGCAAGUUCUUGGACGUUAUGGACGCUGUGGUAACUCAUAUGGAACAACGGUCCAAUAUCAAGAAUGAUGACCCCAUCAUCUGGUUCUGUCUUUUCUCAAACAAUCAACACGCAGCAAAAGUCUUAGACUUUGAAUGGUUCCAUUAUAGCUUCAAAUCAGCUGUAGAAGAAAUUGGGCAUACAGUCAUGGUGCUCAGUCCAUGGAAUGACCCACUACCAUUUCAACGAGCAUGGUGUAUCUGGGAAGUCUACUGCAGUGCUACCCGAGACUGCCCCUUUGAGAUUGCAAUGAGUGAAACAGAUCGUCUUCAAUUUCUGAAUGAUGUUACUCAUGAUACCAAUGGUGCUAUGAAUCGAAUGUUGGCCACUGUUCGUGCUGAGCAAAGCCAGUGCUUCCUCGAUGAGGACCGCGCAAUGAUAUUUGAGGCUACAGAGCAGACGAUUGGCUUUUCCAAGAUUAAUUCUAUGGUCUUUGAACGGUAUCGCUCGUGGGCCAAUGAAGUAUCAACGGAUGCCAUGUUGAAAUCCAUGUCAACUCUAGGUCUGCUUUAUCAAGGGCAGGGUCAUUAUGACAAGGCAUCACAUUUCUUACAGGAUUGCGUGGGAAAGGCAACCAAAGAUCUCGGGCAAACCCAUCCUCACACGCUCAAGUGCACCAACGACCUUGCAUGUGUCUACAUGGAUCAAGGAAGAUACGGUGACUCCAAAGAUCUGUGCCCAGAGCUACAACCUUCAAGCAGAGUAUCUUUUGAAGCAGUGCCUGGCAAAGAGGACAGUCCUUCUUGGGGGGGGGACCAUCCGGAGACGCUGGCUUCCAUGAACAGGCUGGGUGCGGUGUACAUGAGAUUAAAAAAGUACGAUUUAGCCAAAAGGACAUUUCAAGAUUGCCUAGAACGAAGGCAGUCCGUGCUCGGGGAAAAUCAUCCAGACACGUUGUCAUCUGUCAACAACUUGGCAGUUUUGUACAUGCGACAAGGAGAGAACAACACAGCUCUUGUUCUUCUAGAGCAAUGUUUGUCAAAGCGACAAGAGAUUCUCGGAGAGGACCAUCCCGAUACCCUCACUCUAUUGAACAAUGUCGCAUCGCUGAACGCAGAGCAAGGGGACUUUGAAAAGGCAGCCAUGCUCUUGGACGCUUGCUGCGAAAAGAGAAAGGCUAUUCUAGGAGAGGCGCAUCCGGACACACGGGCAGCUACUGACAACCUAGAGUUCCUGUCCCGCCGGCAAGAAGGCAACGUUGGCGACUCGGGCUCUGUCUCCUAUACUGUCGAGGAAAAGGGGCUUGACAACGUCUCUGUUUGCUCGGUUAUCAAAUCUGUAUGUUCGGUUGUGAGAGUUGGCAGUAACGCUGGCUCGGUUGUGAGAGUUGGCAGUACAACUACUGGGUCGGUUGUGAGAAUGGCCAGUAGCGUAAAGAACGACAACAGCAGCGUUGUCUCCGGCCUGAGAAAUACUGGUGGAGGUGGAAGUGUGGUAUCUGGCCUGAGGAAUGGUAGCGCUUUCUCUGGUCAGAGGAACGACAAUAGUGUGGUCUCUGGUCUGAGGAAUAGGGGUGGCAGCGUGGUCUCUGGUCUUCGAAGUGGCAUUGGCAGCGUAUACUCUGGGCUUAGAAACAAGGCAGUGAACCAUGAUACGCCGAAUCAAACAGUCCCUGUGCCAGCAGAGAUUCAAAUUUCAGUUGCAGAGGAAGGGGCAGAAGAUAUGAGCGGAGGCGAAGACCCACCAGCUGAAGCAGCACAAGAAGCAGAUGAUUCCGAGAAGCAACAGCGCAAAAAGAAGCCUAUUCAUUGGAUGAUGAAACGAAUAAAAGGUAAAUGA